CGUUGUCCCUUUCAUCCCGUCGAUGUCGCGCAGUCAACGUGGCCGGUCGCUAUCCGGCGGUCGCUAUCACGGUCCCCAUCCGAGCUCGCAGGCCGAGCGAGCCCAUAGGGCGAGCCGAGCUCAUGGGCCGAGCAGAGAAGAUCUUCCACGUGGCUGAUGGGGCCCGCCUGACGUGUCUUUUGGAGUCGUCCUCCAUCAUAAGCCCCCCUCUCCGGGUUUCGUUGCAAUCGGCGAUGGAACACGAUAGAGUAUGGAGAGAGAAAGUAGGACUCUUCGCCGUCGCUAGCCUUCCCGCCGUCGUUCUCGUCCAUUUUCCAGCUCCGUACUACGUUAGUCUUCCUCGUCCUUGUUCUUCCAUGUCUUCCCAAUCCUCAGUCUUUCGUCAGUCCGAGUCUGAGCGCGAUGCCGAGGGCUCUGUCAUCGGCUCCGCGCAGGACAGCGACUCCCGCUCGGCUUCCGUCGAGGAGAUAGUCGCGGCGGUCGAGGUCCCUCCUCAGUCCGAGCCUCGCAACCAGAGGCGGACCACUCUCGAGGACUCGGGGAUCCGAGCUCGGAAGUGCACCCUUACCGGGGAGGAGUUCCGCAAGGCGAAGCGCCUAGCCUCGGCGCCGGGUGUGACCGUGCACCGUCCCACCCCCGAGCAGUCAGUCUUUGACGCCCCUCCGAGUUUCUUCGCCAUCCACCUCAAGUCCCUCGAGUAUGGGUUCCGCUUCCCCCUCCAUCAGUUAGUCAAAGAUUUUUUCAUCCACUUCGAUUUUCUCCCCUGCCAAGUCGUGCCCAAAUCCCAUCGAUACUUGGCGGGGUUCCUUAUUCAAUGCCAAAGGACCGGGGUUCGCCCUGAUCUAGCCCGCUUCUUGCUGCUCUUCCGGUUGGCGAAGUCGUCUGGCCGGGCGAACUCCGACUCUAACUCGUAUGCCUCCAUCUUCCAAAGGCAAGAGAAGCUCUUCAAGACGCGGAAGGACUCCGCCAAGAGUUGGAAGGGGAAAUUCGUCUUCGUUUCUAUCUCCUCGGGCUCCCCCUUUCGUAAAGAGCCCCUCAGUUCCUUUUGUCGCCGUUCCGCGUGCGUCACUUCGGACAAGAUGCUCGAGGAUGUGGAGACGCUCUGCCGUGAGGGGCCUUUCGAAGUUGGCUCGCUUGUGACGAACGAGGCGUUGGCGGCGCUCGGCUUCGUCUUCCUGUCCCCGGAAGACACUCAGCGGAGCAUCGAAGAAGGCCCCUCAGGUGAAAUCAUGCUCUCCAACGCUGAGCGGGUGAAGCUCAUGUUCCCGGACGCUCCGAGCGGCAACUCCCAAGCUCCUACCUCGGGCGGCCGUCCCCCGACUCCACCCGUGAAGCCGACACCCGAGACGGCGCAGAAGAAGAAGAGGAAGGAAACGGCCUCGGCCGCCGACGCUUCGCAGGGGUCUGAGUCCCCCAUGAUGAAGGACUUCGGCCAUCUUAAAUACGUCAAGGCAGCCUUCCCCGCUCGGGUCUCCUUCCUAGAUCGGGACUACGACCCGGAGACCAUCCUGCGCAGCUUCACUCCUCCAACUGAUCGCGCCAAGAUAAAAGAUAUCGACCGGGAGACUCUGGCCUCGGAUACUUUCCACGAGCUGGGCUCGGCGAUGAUGCGCAUGGUCGACAUGAGUCAGCGGCUGCGCGCUAGUGAGGAUGACCGGAGCAUGGCUUAUGUUGAGAUAGCCGACCUCAGUGAGGCGUUGAAGGCGGCCAAGGAGCAAGCUCGCCAGGCCGAGGAGCGGGCUCAGCAGCUCGCGGAGGGGGCUGCUCGCAAGGCGCGCCAGGAGGCUCGCGAUCAGGCCGUGGCCAAGUUCAUAUCCUCGGGGGCAUUCCAGGAUGAGGCCUUCGCCCGCAUGAAUGAUCUACUCAAGGCCUGGGGGCAGACUCCCGAGGGGAAAGCCUUUGCUUGCUCCGAAGGGACGUCGUGGUACAACCUUGGUCUGUUCCGAGCGCAGCAGGUCCUCUCCGAUAGGUUCCUCGUUGGGAUAGACUUCCCCGAACCAUGCGACAACCCUGGCGAGUUUGACACUUCCAUCUACUACCCGAAUGGCGGGGACACGGCCGGCGAGCAGCCGAAUGCCGAGUGAUAUGACUUUAAACUUUGUCGUAUUUGAUGUAAUGCUGCUCAGAACUUGUUUUUUGAAUUCGGGUUUUUGCUUUGUAUGGAUAUGUUAUGCUUUCCCGUCUUGCCCUUAAUUUUACCGUCUUUUGUCGUUUCCUUUAACUUGCGUGCUCGCCCAUCCCCCGUCCGACCUGAGCUCGGCCAUGCCGAAGAGAGGUCACUUUGGGACUUGGUCCCUU
Molecule: messenger RNA, 2298 nt
Organism: Cuscuta campestris
Lineage: Eukaryota; Viridiplantae; Streptophyta; Magnoliopsida; Solanales; Convolvulaceae
Source: the annotation of a GenBank genome assembly